Messenger RNA from Lepus europaeus (European hare), 2910 nucleotides. It is a transcript of the gene DEF6, whose product is annotated as DEF6 guanine nucleotide exchange factor. The transcript has 11 exons. The record is from RefSeq and is a predicted model, not a curated record. Lineage: Eukaryota; Metazoa; Chordata; Mammalia; Lagomorpha; Leporidae. Bases 547 to 2442 code for a protein of 631 amino acids. Gene Ontology annotation, cellular component: cytoplasm; nucleus.
UGUUGGGUAGCUCUAAAAGAAGUGCUUUAUACAGAGCCUAACGUGCUGCACAGCCCUUCUCGUACCCAUUCAGCUCUCUGAGUUUGGUAUCCUUCCCGCUUUACCAAGAGGAAGCUUCUCAAGGAAGUUCAAUAGCCCACGGCUUCCCACCUGGUAAGUGUGGAAUUGACACGGGAUCCCUGUCCACCUGACUCCAGAGUCGGGAUGGGCUUGCUUGUUCCCUCAGCAAACGACCUCUGGGGGCCCAGGCAAGCUCCAGAGAGCUCUGGGGCUACGGAGACUUGUAGAAAAGCCUCACACGCCCAGGGAGCCAGGUAGAGGCAGAGCGAGCGCUCCAGCCCUGGAAACGUCGGUCCGAGCCCCUGCAGGGAGCGGGGCUGCUGAGCACUUCAAGAGCACCAGGCCUGCACCGGGAGCCACAGCAAGCAGGCAGGUGGAGCUCUCGCUCCGCACCGGGGCCCCUCUGCGGUCUCGGCAGCCGUUUGCAUUUCCUGAAACCGGAUCUCAGUGUUAGAGCCGCCCCUGGGCCGGGCGGGCGCCUCAGCCAUGGCCCUGCGCAAGGAGCUCCUCAAGUCCAUCUGGUACGCCUUCACCGCGCUGGACGUGGAGAAGAGCGGCAAGGUCUCCAAGUCCCAGCUCAAGGUGCUGUCCCACAACCUGUACACGGUCCUGCACAUCCCCCAUGACCCCGUGGCCCUGGAGGAGCACUUCCGAGAUGACGACGAUGGCCCUGUGUCCAGCCAGGGCUACAUGCCCUACCUCAACAAGUACAUCCUGGACAAGGUGGAGGAGGGGGCUUUUGUUAAAGAGCACUUUGAUGAGCUGUGCUGGACCCUGACGGCGAAGAAGAACUACCGAGCGGACAGCAAUGGGAACAGCAUGCUCUCCAAUCAGGACGCUUUCCGUCUCUGGUGCCUCUUCAACUUCCUGUCUGAGGACAAGUACCCGCUGAUCAUGGUUCCUGAUGAGGUGGAGUACCUGCUGAAGAAGGUGCUGAGCAGCAUGAGCCUGGAGGUGGGCCUGGGGGAGCUGGAGGAGCUGCUGGCCCAGGAGGCCCAGGCGGCCCAGACCUCCGGGGGCCUCAGCGUCUGGCAGUUCCUGGAGCUCUUCAACUCGGGCCGCUGCCUGCGGGGCGUGGGGCGGGACACGCUCAGCAUGGCCAUCCACGAGGUCUACCAGGAGCUCAUCCAAGACGUCUUGAAGCAGGGCUACCUGUGGAAGCGUGGGCACCUGAGGAGGAACUGGGCCGAGCGCUGGUUCCAGCUGCAGCCCAGCUGCCUCUGCUACUUCGGGAGUGAAGAGUGCAAGGAGAAGAGGGGCACCAUCCCACUGGAUGCCCACUGCUGCGUGGAGGUGCUGGCCGACCGCGACGGGAAGCGCUGCAUGUUCUGCGUCAAGACGGCCACCCGCACGUACGAGAUGAGCGCUUCGGACACACGCCAGCGCCAGGAAUGGACGGCCGCCAUCCAGACGGCCAUCCGGCUGCAGGCCGAGGGAAAGACGUCGCUGCACAAGGACCUGAAGCAGAAGCGGCGGGAGCAGCGGGAGCAGCGGGAGCGGCGCCGGGCCGCCAAGGAGGAGGAACUGCUGCGGCUGCAGCAGCUGCAGGAGGAGAAGGAGCGGAAGCUGCAGGAGCUGGAGCUGCUGCAGGAGGCGCAGCGGCAGGCGGAGCGGCUGCUGCAGCAGGAGGAAGAGCGGCGCCGCAGCCAGCACCGCGAGCUGCAGCAGGCGCUGGAAGGGCAGCUGCGCGAGGCGGAGCAGGCCCGGGCCUCCAUGCAGGCUGAGAUGGAGCUGAAGAAGGAGGAGGCUGCCCGUCAGAGGCAGCGCAUCAAAGAGCUCGAGGAGAUGCAGCAGCGGCUGCAGGAGGCCCUGCAACUGGAGGUGAAAGCCCGGCGCGAUGAGGAGGCUGUGCGCCUCGCCCAGACCAGGCUCCUGGAGGAGGAGGAGGAGAAGCUGAAGCAGCUGAUGCAGCUGAAGGAGGAGCAAGAGCGCUACAUCGAGCGCGCGCAGCAGGAGAAGCAGGAGCUGCAGCAGGAGAUGGCGCUGCAGAGCCGCUCCCUGCAGCAGGCCCAGCAGCAGCUGGAGGAGGUGCGGCUGCACCGGCAGAGGGCUGACGAGGAUGUGGAGGCUGCCCAGAGGAAGUUGCGCCAGGCCAGCACCAACGUAAAACACUGGAAUGUCCAGAUGAACCGGCUCAUGCAUCCAAUUGAGCCUGGAGAUAAGCGGCCCGUCACCAGCAGCUCCUUCACAGGUUUCCAGCCCUCUCUGCUUGCCCGCCGUGACUCCUCCCUAAAGCGCCUGACCCGCUGGGGAUCCCAGGGCCACAGGACUCCUUCCCCCAUCAGCAGGGAGCAGCACAAGUCCCUCAAUGGGGGCAAUGAGGCUUCUGACCCGGCUUCCGCUGCCCAAGAAGACAAACUGGAUCCAACGCCAGAAAACUAGCCUCUCUCAGCCUCUUCUUCCUCCCCACGUCCUGUCCACCAAGAUGUGGCCCCAGCCGGCUUGUGGGUGGCACCAGUUCCUGCGAGGAGAGGGAGCUGAGGGCUUGGUGCCAGGGACCCAGACCUUCCAACCGGAAGACAAUCCAGGACGGAAGCUAGUUCAUCUUUUGCACCAGUCCCAAGCCCCAGGCAACUGAGGCCAUCUGAAAUAUUGAUUCUUGGGAAUUUGGCCCUGUGCAUUAGCCCCCUGGACCUGCAGACCCAGGCUGAGAACAGUGAACAAGCAAGCCAGGGGCCAUCUGGCCGCAGGACACCGCUCAGUAUGGGGCACAUUUCCAAAUAAAAACUGCUCUUGGAAUUGAGUUACUGGCUCAGGUCCGUUAUCUCUACCACUAUUUUCUCCCUUUUCUCUAGAGUCCAGUUAUAAGUGCCCAAAGAAGCAAGGUACAGCAAGUGGUUUUGUAUGAAC